Molecule: messenger RNA, 708 nt
Organism: Zasmidium cellare ATCC 36951
Lineage: Eukaryota; Fungi; Ascomycota; Dothideomycetes; Mycosphaerellales; Mycosphaerellaceae
Exons: 3
Coding region: 1-708 (235 amino acids)
Biological process (GO): N-terminal peptidyl-glutamic acid acetylation
Cellular component (GO): NatA complex
Molecular function (GO): protein N-terminal-serine acetyltransferase activity; protein-N-terminal-glutamate acetyltransferase activity
Source: RefSeq, a predicted model, not a curated record
AUGGAUAUCAGACUACUGCAGCCUUCGGACAUACCGCACGUCCAGCAAACGAACAUCACGAACCUUCCCGAGAACUACUUUUGCAAAUACUACAUGUACCAUGCUCUGAGCUGGCCGCAAUUGAGCUACGUCGCUGUGGACGUUUCGAGACCCAAAAAGACCCCAUACGAUGCGCCGAAGAUCGUUGGCUACGUACUCGCGAAGAUGGAGGAAGACCCACAAGACGGCAUUCAGCAUGGGCAUAUCACAUCGCUCAGUGUCAUGAGGACGCACAGACGGUUAGGAUUGGCAGAGAAGCUGAUGCGUCAAAGCCAACGAGCCAUGUUCGAAACCUACAACGCCGUCUACGUCUCCCUGCACGUCCGUGUCUCCAACGUCGCAGCCCUUGCCCUCUACCGAGACACCCUAGGCUUCAAAGUCGGCGGCAUCGAAGCGAAGUACUAUGCGGAUGGAGAGGAUGCGUAUAGCAUGCGCAUGGACCUGGACUAUCUGCGGGAAGAGGCUUUGGAUGCUGAAGACUCGGAUGAGGAGGAUACGACCGUCGGACAGGACGAAGGUGGUGAGGUGGGAAGCAAUGGCAAGGCUGGGGAGGGCGAGGACGGUGUGAGGAAGAAGAAGGAGAAGAAGCGGAAGGUCAAAGUUGGACGGCAGUUGGGUGUGGGAGAGUUGGUGGAGAGAAAUGCGGCGCAGGGAAAUGGGACGGCGUAG